GAGAGAGAGAGAGAGAGAGAGAGAGAGAGAGAGAGAGAGAGAGAGAGAGAGAGACUUUAAAGGGAGCCAGUGGAAUGUUAUCUCUCAAAUCAUCAGAGGCACGAGGACAAGCACGCGUGGCUGUAAGGAUGGCUGAAGCAAUAUUGUUCUAAUCCACGGGAAACAGAAAGGACAGCCUGAGAAGACACUUUCGUGUCUAAUCGAUCUUAUCUGAGGACGCGUGUCCAUUGUUAUCCACACACGGGUCAGAGGGCAACACAUCUCCGAGCGUGCGUUACCGGUCCUGAUAUUUAUAUCCAUUCUGUAAUUCUGCUUAUGGAAAUUUCAUGAUAUAACAACACCAAUCUAUGUUGCCGGCUGUGUGGAAUUUGAGGCGAGGAAAGUAUUACUGGGAAAUACUGUUGCUGAUGCUGAAAUAAAUAUUCAGAAAGCACAAUGGACAGAUGAACAUCACAGACUGAAAACAUACUUGAUAAAAGGGAUUUGAGGGAAUUCACUUAUUCUCGUCCAAUUCAUCAUCAACAGAGGGCAUUUACCAAUCAGUGCACUUUUGAAGCCUUGAUCAAACGGAUCUGAAAAUGAUGCUGAGUCCCGAUCAGACGGAUCCUGACUUCACCUGGACACAACCGGACACGGAGUGUCUAAACGUCAUGAGGGUGGAAUGUGUGGCUCACGAGCCCUUUGGGGCUGAAGAUGGCAAGACUCGCGCACUCGUGCCAGCCGCGCUCACCAGAGAGGAGAAGAGACGGAGGAGGCGCGCGACUGCAAAAUACCGUUCUGCGCAUGCGACGCGCGAGCGCAUCAGAGUGGAAGCGUUCAACGUAGCGUUCGCUGAGCUAAGAAAGCUGCUACCAACACUUCCACCCGACAAGAAACUGUCCAAAAUAGAAAUACUUCGCCUAGCUAUCUGUUACAUUUCUUAUCUUAACCACGUUUUGGACGUCUAAACAAACUGUCGGCACAUUUAUCUUUAAAAAAAACUCUACAAGUGUGUAUAAAAAACUGUUUUAUAGAUAUUGAGAAGUAGCGUAUUCCAGCAGGUCACAAAUAUCUAUAAAAAAAAUGAAAGAAAAAAGGGUAACACUUUAUAAUAUAACUUUCAGAAAUAGGCUAUGCUUUGUUGUCUGUCUCCACUAAUUUAGCCUAGGCCUACUACAAAAAAGGAAAUCGGAACAAAAGGGUGGGAGGAAGGCUUUUAGUUAUUAAAAAGCAUUACCGAAAAUUGUAGGACUUAUCGCAACAAGUGAAGGUUGUUGUUUUUGACACUGCAAGUUCCUUUCAAAGAAUAUACCCCGUUCAAUAUCCAAAAUCAUAACCGCAUUUGUGGCAAUAAUUUGUUGGAGAUAUUUGACUUGGUUGGAUCUUAGUUCAUCAUAUACGAAACAUUUAUCUUUUCGCAACCUUGUUAUAAACCAAGCUGAUUUUAUAAGCUAUCAACCGUCUGGAAAAAAAUGCAUAGGCUACUUAUGUGCUGGAACAAAUCUUAACGUAGCUGUUAAUUUAUAUUUUCUUGUUUAUUUAUUUAUGGAUUAAAUGAUGUUAUGUGGGUGUCCUUGAAAUAGCAUAGGCCUAUCUAAAGUGUAUAUGUAAAUAUUUAAUGUUUUAUUAAUUGUCUUAUUUUAGACUGAUGUCGCAGAGUUUUGGUGUAGGCCUACUGUUUCUUUUCACUUGCACUUUUUAUUGGCAGUUUUCUUAGGAGUAGAAGGGCCUUCGCUGUGUGUGCACUACGGUUAUUAAAAUGGUGUUGCUGUUGAUGUCCUGUUAUAUGAUAACGAGAAGCACUUCCCAUCGGAUACGAUCUAUAUUGCUGUCGUCUUUGUUUUGUUUACAAAGUGCUCAUAGAUAGCGCUUUUGGGUACCUGAUGACUUGUGGUGGAUUAAAAGUACACUUAGACUAAAUUGAAUAGCCUACAUCAUAGUCAGUGUCAAAUAAAUAAUUCGGCCAUAUACAUAAAAAGCGUGUUAUCUGCCUUCCAAGUCUACAAGCUACCCAUAGACACUCUCUCUGCUGCGACCAAAAAUGAUCUCAGAGUAGUUUAUUUUUUCUUUUAGAAACUAUUUAUAGAUCUUAUUUGUUUACGUGUUUCUUGUGAACCUUUUGGAAAUUUUAUAGUGAGCAAUUUAUCUCACAUCUGCCUCAUAUCCAAAGAGCACCCUGUUAAUUCAGGGAUUUUCCCGUCAUUUUGUAGGCUAUAGCAGUACACUGGUUGUAUCGCAGUUUUUCAUAACUAUUUUAGAAUACACAGUAAAAAUAUUAAUUCAA
Messenger RNA from Carassius gibelio (silver crucian carp), 2263 nucleotides. RefSeq names its product helix-loop-helix protein 2-like. The transcript has 2 exons. Gene Ontology annotation, molecular function: RNA polymerase II cis-regulatory region sequence-specific DNA binding; DNA-binding transcription factor activity, RNA polymerase II-specific; protein dimerization activity. Gene Ontology annotation, biological process: regulation of transcription by RNA polymerase II. The record is from RefSeq and is a predicted model, not a curated record. The coding region runs from base 579 to 947 and encodes 122 amino acids. Lineage: Eukaryota; Metazoa; Chordata; Actinopteri; Cypriniformes; Cyprinidae.